This is a messenger RNA of Alternaria rosae, 3331 nucleotides long. RefSeq lists its product as uncharacterized. Bases 290 to 3205 code for a protein of 971 amino acids. Lineage: Eukaryota; Fungi; Ascomycota; Dothideomycetes; Pleosporales; Pleosporaceae. The transcript is spliced from 3 exons. The record is from RefSeq and is a predicted model, not a curated record.
CUCUGAAUUAGCUCUCGUCUUUCAGGGUUCCUUCCAGUCUCCGCCGCAACCGCCUAUUCUUGUUGGGGCCUACCAUUUUCUUCCUCUUCGCUUCCAAUCUCACUGCGCUUGCUGAAACGCUAUCCUGGACUGAGACGCGUCGUCGCGUACCAGCGACCGGUAGUUCAGCUUACUUAGGCCCACCCUCUUUCAUCCAACUUUUAUUUGUUGCUAUCUAGCACUUUUCGUGCAGCCUCUACGCUCACUUGCAGCUAUCCGCUAGGCACGUUUGUGUCAAUGGGCUGCAUCAAUGGCGGGCUCCAGGCGAUCCAGAAUUGGUGAGGUGGAGUCAGACAUGAAUAAACAUGAACUUCAACCAUCACCGCCAGAGGUUGUGGAGGAUGCUGAUGAAGCCUCUCAACCUUCCCCGCCCGCCAACCGUGCAACCAAAGCAUACUGCAAGAAUUGCCAGAAUUGCAUUGGAGAUUUCUACAAUUCCUGGUACAAGGUCACCGGCAGCUACUUCGUACCCGCGCUGCUCGGUUCUUACAGUUCCAUCCUACAACCCAUGGGCAAACUAAAAGCGGCAUCAAAGGGCACCGAAUUAGCAGGAUGUACCAUUCAGCCCUUAUCGUGCCCCAACCCCAAUUGUGUAAAGACAGCUAUCGGAUUCACUGUUGUCACCGCACCUGCUGGAAAGGGGUCUUUUCGUGGUCGAGAUUUUUUCAAGCUUGGUCGCAUAGAACUGCAAUGCAAGACAGCAGCAAAUCAUACCAUUGUAGUCGAGCCUGAAGUGGAUGCCUCACAAGACCUACUGGCGAACGAAGACACCCCAAGUCCUCCCUCGUCGAGGGCAACACCAAAGGCAUCCUCAGCUGAAGCUAUGGAGAUUGACUCACGUGCGCCAUCUGUAGAUCGCCCAGAUCAUACUCGCGGUCGGUACGAGCCAUCCCAAGACCGUGGUUUACAACAGCAGCACCAGCAGUCGUUGCAUCCUGUCGAAGGCAAUGCACUGUCAUUGACAGCACCAUCAUCGAAGCAGGGUUCUUCGAUGCGCAACUCUCCACACGCUUUUGCUCAAGACGCGCUGAGCGCUGCAUCGCGUUCAACUUCCCCCUACCGUCAAGAAGCUCAUAGGUCUCACCAAGGGUCUGGCGUUGAGUCAAUGAGCGGUCCACCUGAAGUGCCAACAAUGGUCCCUCAGACCAAUGGCCAUCACUACCCUCGUUCGCCAGAGGACGUUAGCAUAGACGCUAUGGCGCGUCUACAGACGCAAAUGUCCCACAACAGUGGCGCCUUAGCUGCCCACACCCGCGACAUUAGGCUUCACCAGGAGAGGAUGGACCAAACAGAAGAAACACUGCGUCAAGAGUUCCAGGCCAAGUUUCUUCGGCAAAAUGACCAUAUCAAAAGAGUGGAAGCGCUGGCUGAAAGACUACAGACUGAGAUGCAAGGCAUGCGCCAUGCCAUGGAAAACAUCAAUCAUGAGUUGUAUGCGAUCAGGAUGGAGAGGCAAUCAGGAGCUUCGGCUACACCCCAUGCCGCUCCAUCUUUCGCGGCUCAGAAUGCGGCAUUAGAGCAAAUGGCGCAGCAGAUGAAUGUCCUGUCGCAUAAGGCGAGUGAUGUAGAUCUCAUCAGUACUACUAUUGAGAUCAUGAAGGGUAAAAUCUAUCGACUCGAAGAGCGCGCCGGACCCGAGCCCUCACAAGCACCACCAUUUACGUAUCAGGCACCACCGGGAUCGAUAGCGCCGCCAUCGCACUCGCAUCAGAGUACACCAACGAUGACGCCAAACAAUAGAGCACCCCAGCCAGUAUCCAAUGGCCAGCAACAGCAGUCGUCGUUCGUAGCUCCUUCCACUAUGACGGCACCCAUCAACGCGCCGAAUGUCACAAACGCUCAGUCCGCCGGAAGUCAGGCUGGUGGGUGGGCUACCAUCAACGCGGGAGUGAAACGAACACAUCCCAACGGCGUUGAGACCCCACAGGAAGCCAACACUCACACACCUGGCUCCCCCAAGAGGCAGAGACUGGUCGAUAACGGUGCAUCAGGCUACACAGCCUCGCAACAAGCUCCCACGACAGACCAUCGCUUUCAAACGCCUACCGUACCGUCCCAACAAACUGUACCCGAGUCUGUUCUCGGCUCACAGUCACAACAGUCUUCGUACAUGCCUUACGCUACACAAGAUGGCCCUUCGGAUGCCAGCUGGCAACCCGAGUCCCAGCGUAUGAUCGAACACCGGCCGCGUGGGCGUCGUGGCGGGGGUCCUGGAAGUCGAGGUGGCAGAGUUAGGAAGAGUAUGCCAGCCCAAGGCACACUCGGAACUCCUGAGUGGGAAAGGAGUGGUUGGCAAGGUGUUCCCGAUUCGCAAAUCAGCCCAUCCGGAUACUACCACCACGUCGCGCAGCCAGGACGAGGGGGCAUUGCGCGGCGAGGCAGUGGCGGUGGAGGUGGUCGUGGCGGCUACUCAACCAGCGACCGUGCCAGCAGUCUAGGUUUACAAGGUGUGACAGCUGCUAUGAGCUUUGGCUCGCCGGGCGACAUGUUUGGAUCCGCCAAGAAGACACGCACCAAGCCUAUUAGAAAUGCAGAUGGGGUCUUGAUUCGCAAAGACGGCCGCCCAGAUAUGCGCUCACAAUCCUCAGCAGCUAACCUCCGUAAGGUGCAUUCGCGAACUGAAGGCGAAGCAAGCCACUCACCCACUGGCUUCACACCUACCAACCAUCAAUAUGCAGCCUCAGCAAAUGCACCGGACACGCCGAGUCCAAACGGUUACACAGCGGAUCCAAGCGCUUCCGACAAACACAAUGCCAUAAUGGGUAAGAUGUUUCCCGCUGGUGUCGACGCAGCACGGAAACAACAAGACUACACUCGUCAAGUCUUUGAAGAAAACACCGAUCAUACCGUCCACCCACGGUCGCAGAACCACGCACCCACAACAAAGUCGGCAGUCCAAAUAAAGAGGGAGCAGGUUGAGCGGAACCGAAUCUCCGAGACACAAAGUCCGCGGGUCCAGGAAACAGACGUUGACAUGGAUACAGGGGAAGAUCAUGCAGACGACGAGCGUCAUACACCUGAGGAAGGGAGCAGUCACCACGAGGGCGGUGUAGGACUUGAAGACCAGACUCAGGAUACGAAUAUGCAGGAAGAACGCGGCACAAGAGCUGCCUCACAGACUAGUCCGGAAGAUAAAGCAGCUGAAAAGUCCCGUAAACUCACCUAGGCGAGCCGAUCCAACCCGAAGACAGGGCGCAAUAUUAUGUGAGGGUAAAGAGAAAGUAAAUUCUUUGUUUUGUAUUAGUACUUGGUAGACUAUCAGUAGUGUCAGUUGAUACGAAGAGAUUUCACA